This is a messenger RNA of Gongylonema pulchrum, 622 nucleotides long. The record is from the annotation of a GenBank genome assembly. NCBI's taxonomy places the organism in Eukaryota, Metazoa, Nematoda, Chromadorea, Rhabditida, Gongylonematidae.
CUACCUGCGUUUCUGCUGACGUCGCAACUCCUAAUACAUCUAACAACUUAUGUGGAAGUCGUAAAAGGAAGAAAAAGAAAAGAAUUAUGCCGGUGGACCCUGACGAAACAGCGCUUUCUGAGGAAGACAAUUCACUGGAGGAACUUAACUCCUCAAUAUUUCGUUACGUGAACGAGCAGCUGUGCAAAAUGACUGGCGAUGAGGCGGCUGGAUUCUUUCGCAAUGAUCCACAUGCUUUCAAGAUUUACCAUCGUGGCUAUCAAAAGCAGUCGAAGUUAUGGUCGUAUAAUCCGGUCAGUAGUAUCAUUCAUUGGUUGCGCAGUUUGGCUUGGAGUGGUUUAGUAAUUGCUGAUAUGGGUUGUGGCGAUGCGAAGAUCUCCAAAGCGAUGUCUUCUCUGGCCACUGUUCAUUCAUUUGAUCUGGUUGCUGCGAAUGAGCGCGUUACCGUCUGCAAUAUGGCCAAGGUACCACUGGAAAGUGGGUCGGUGGAUAUUGUUGUUUUUUGCCUCUCGCUGAUGGGAACAGAUUUACAUGAAUACUUUCGAGAGGCAAAUCGAUUGCUCAAAAACGGGUGCGUUUUUAAAUCCUCACUGUGUUUUUACAAAUUUUACACCGGUUAAGA